Messenger RNA from Diprion similis, 893 nucleotides. RefSeq names its product trypsin-3-like. Bases 47 to 829 code for a protein of 260 amino acids. Gene Ontology annotation, biological process: proteolysis. Gene Ontology annotation, molecular function: serine-type endopeptidase activity. NCBI's taxonomy places the organism in Eukaryota, Metazoa, Arthropoda, Insecta, Hymenoptera, Diprionidae. The transcript has 2 exons. The record is from RefSeq and is a predicted model, not a curated record.
CAGUUUCAAGCUUCAAAUUCACGCAAACAGUAAACUCGAUUGGGCGAUGAUCAAGUUUACAUUUUUAUUCGCACUGGCUGCUGCCACAGUCGGCGCAGUUCCUUUGCUCCGCACCCGUGAGCUCAACCCGACCCAUCGCAUAGUCGGCGGAGCGGCGACCACCAUCGAAGAGACGCCUUACCAGGUUUCGAUUCUCGCUUUGGGUACCCACUGGUGUGGUGGCAGCAUAAUCUCUGAGACCUGGAUCCUUACCGCCGCAGAAUGCCUGCCUUUCCCGUGGACCUGGUACACGGUCCGCACCGGAUCCGCCCUCUCCAACAGUGGUGGCACCGUCACCCAGGCUGCAGCGACGAUCCUGCACCCGAGCUUUGGUUCGAACGCCUACUGGUACCCCGUGAACGACAUCGCCCUCAUCCAGCUGAGCAGCAGCAUCGUCUUCGACUCCACUCAGGCUGCGAUCUCACUGUAUGAACUGAGCGAACCAACAGUCGUUGGUGCCCCCGCCAUCGUCACUGGAUGGGGUGCGAUCUCCAACCAUGGCGCCUACUCCACCACCCUCCAGGCCAUUGCCGUGCCCAUCAUCUCUCAGGAUGAUUGCACCGCAGCGUACGCCAGUAUCGGGGGGAUUGAAGACAACCACAUAUGCGCCGCUUGGACUGAUGGUGGUCUGGGAGCUUGUCAGGGUGAUACUGGUAGCCCCGUUGCCGUUCAUGGACGCCUUGCAGGUAUCGUUUCGUGGACGUUCCAAUGCGGCGCUGUCGGAUUCCCUGGUGUCUAUACCGAAGUCGCUGCCUACCGAACCUGGAUCACCGAGACCUCUGGAGUCUAAGAAUCGACGUUGCAGCUCCGUAACCGAAAUCCAAAUUAUUUGAGAAAACAUUAGUUUUAAUAAA